GAAGACUAAAGUAUUUAGUCAUGAUCAUUGACUUUUUUUCCUCUUCUUUUUCUGUUACUUUAAACAAGUGGAAAGGAAAAUGAUUGUUCAGAUGCAAUAAACCUGCUCAAUGUGGUUAAAAGAGACAAAGACACCUUCCCCAACACGAUUUAUGUGCAGACAGGUUCCCCCUUCAAUCAAUAUCUGUAUCUCCACAUUUAAUUUUGUAAAUUAAUUCUGUCGGGUGAAACUCUGUUAAGCAGAAGGGAAAUUUAAGCCUGGAUAUCUUUAAAUAAUGUAAUACAAACACAACCAGUUUCACCCCUUUCCCAAAGACUGCAGGCAGAGGAGCUGUACAGACACACGUGAGUUUGGGCUGUAUUGGUACAUAGUUUGCUGGUCACUGUGAAUGUGUGCAGCCAUCCCAUGACCAUUAAUAAAACUGGAUGAUUUACAAAACCUCCCUGAGACAAAGAAGUGAAAGAGUACUUUUAAUUAAUGCAUGGUAAGAACAGUUUGUUUUCACAGAUCUUUAUAUAUUUUUUCUUUUUACUUAUUUUUCUUCAGAUUCUCUUUGGAAGGCUUUUUUGUCUUUUUUUUAGCAUUAAACACAAUGAAAAUACCUAUGCUAAUUUGAUAAAACCCUGUGGUUUUCCUCCAUACUUCACUGUAGUCCAGUGCUUGUCAAGGAAAAGAAAAUGCAGGCACUUUUUGGUGCAGUGUGCUGAAAACAAACUUCUAGCUUCUGGCUCAGGAGUGAGCACUGGUUCUUAUAGAAUUUCCUUGCCUUUGUUAUACAGAACCUUUUCACUGUUUGAAAGACUGCCUGGCAUUAAAUAUUACAACAUGAUAACUGAACCCAGGUCUCUGGUGGUUUUCAGCCACUGAAACUCCUUUUCUGGCUCUGAUGAGCUGGUAGUGCCUAAGAAAUACUAGGUAUACAUUUCAUUCUCACAUAAACGUUUGUAAGUGUGACUUAGUUAUGGCAUAAAAAAUAUCUGCCUACUUUCAGCAUUUAUCCUGCUUAUUUCUGUGCAUGCUGUGCUUGUUGAAGAAUAUGAUGACACACUGUACUUCGCUUCCCUCUACCCCCCACUGCUGUCUAUGGUGUGAACAUCUGGCAUCUGGAAAUAAAACAGCAUAAAACACUCCACUACUUGCCUACAUGAAUCAAUCUGCAACCCAAGCUAUGCUGAAAAUAGUGUCUGCUGGAUUAAUUUCUGCAAGGGUUGUAUCACAUUCUUAUGGAAGACUCAGCAGUUUUCAUAUGGAUCUUUCCAAACGUUACAGUCACCGAAGAUCUUGUUAGAAGACGUGCAGAACAUAACAACUGUGAAAUUUUUUCACUGGAAGAAAUCUCUUUACAUCAGCAGGAAAUAGAAAAGCUAGAGCAUCUUGACAAAUGGUGUCGAGAUUUAAAAAUUCUCUAUCUUCAGAAUAACCUAAUUCCAAAAAUUGAAAAUGUGGGCAAACUAAAGAAGCUGGAAUAUUUAAAUGUGGCUUUGAACAACAUUGAAAGAAUUGAAAAUCUGGAAGGCUGUGAAGACUUGAAGAAACUUGACCUGACCGCAAAUUUCAUUGGUGAACUCUCCAGCAUUGAAUCCCUAAAAUGCAAUAUUCAUCUGAAGGAAUUGUUUCUAAUGGGUAACCCAUGUACUGAAUUUGAAGGUUACAGACAGUUUGUAGUGGCAACUCUUCAUCAAUUAAAAUAUUUGGAUAGUAAAGAAAUAGAACGUUCGGAGAGGAUUAAAGCACUUCAAAACUAUCCAGAGGUGAAAAGGAAAAUCAGAGAACAGGAACGAACUUACCUUCUCAGAAGGGCCAGAGAAAAGGAAGAGGCUCAAAGAAGGAUGCAAGAAAGAAAGGAUGAGAAACAGAAACAAAUGGACUCUAAGCUUGGAUUUGACAGCCCAGACUCCUUACAGGGAAAAGCCAAUCAUGCAGAAGGAGAUGGAGAGCGGGAAAGAUACAGAGCAGUUGAAAAUGAUGAUGAAGACAGAAAAUUUUGGGAGGAGCCUACACCAUACACUCCAGAAUCUAGAUUAGAAACUCACAGAUAUAUUGAAGAAAAACGGAGAGCUAAAGACAAUAUAAGGGAAUCAAAAAAGAGAGAGAAGACUUCUUGGACACUGGUCACUGCAGAAGGAAAAGUUCUGAAUGUGAAUGUGCCUAAGCUUCAUUUCUCUUUGAAAGAUGAUGAAGAAAACAACCAGAUCAUCUUGGAUCUCGCCGUUUACAGAUAUUUGGACACUUCUUUACUUGAUGUUGAUGUGCAGCCAACUUACAUACGAGUACUGGUGAAGGGAAAGCCAUUUCAGCUUGUGCUCCCUGAGGAAGUGAAGCCAGACAGCAGCUCUGCUAAAAGAUCACAAACAACUGGUCAUUUAGUUGUCACCAUGCCAAAGGCUAAAGAAGUAAUCCUGGCUAAGCAAAAAGUUUCAGCUUCAAUUAAACAUUCUGACUGCAAUACACAGCAAAAAAACACAAGAAGGAGUGGACAAAUUGAGAAGUUAGAAGUGGAUCCUAGUAAAUAUUCAUUCCCUGAUGUGACAAAGAUAAUUCAAGAAAAGGAACAAACUGGACAGGGACCUAUAAAGCUCCAACCACAGAAGGUUACAGAGCCUAAGAAGAGCUGUGUUGAUUUGGAAAAUAAUGAAGAUUUUCCUCCCUUAAUUUGAAACAUUCUGAAAUAUUCCCUCUUGUUUUCAUUUUCAUGAUGGACAGCAGUAGAAGAAAGAGUAUGGUUAAGAGUGAGAGGUAUUGCUGUAAUCUACCAUUCAUCACUGAAUCUCCAGCAUAAUGCACAGCUCUUGGAUUCUGGAGCUCGCCUAAUGCCAUGUCUUGAAGGUUUGAGGAGAAAAUAAAGAGAAACUUCAAGAAAAAAAAUAAGCUGAGUGACCUACAUUACCUUCCUUCUGCAUUUGUUGUUGUUUAUAAUGGAAAACUUCAUUUGGAAGAGAAAAUGCUUCAGAUUCAAAUCACCUUUUGCUUUUAGUCAAGAGCAAGCAAGUCAGGAAGAAUCAGACAAUAUUUUCUGGUUAAAACUUUUUUUCAUCCUUAAGAUAGAAGAUUAAUAAGUUGCAGUUAUAACUGUAUCACUGUUUAAGUUCAGAUGGUGCCCACAGUAUCCUCAGCACAUAGUCACGUUCAUAGCAGAGCCUUUGAAAGUGCUGUAUCCCUAAUUUUGACAAACAUCAUACAAAAAUGUCAGCAAUGGGAAUGAAAAUAUUCCCAUUGAAUUCUGGGAAUUUUUAUCCACUAUAAAGUGCUUUAUGGUUCUUCACAGAUGCUUAAUGUAAGAUAAAGAUUAAUAGUCUAUCUUAAAGUGCACUGAAGAGAAGCAGAAAAUAUCCAUCAACUUAGGCUGAUAGCUUGAAAUGAUGCAUUUUUCUUCUGUUGCAAUUAGAAAUGGAUAUAGGGUAAAAAAAAAUUAAGUUUUGUAAUAAUGCUGGAUAUACUAAAAGCUGAAAAGAACAUUUAUAUAUUUCAAAGAUAUAAAUAAAAGCUGAAUUUGGGCAUCAUCUGAUGGCCUGUCACAUCA
Molecule: messenger RNA, 3520 nt
Organism: Parus major (Great Tit)
Lineage: Eukaryota; Metazoa; Chordata; Aves; Passeriformes; Paridae
Gene: DNAAF11
Product: leucine rich repeat containing 6
Exons: 13
Coding region: 1224-2657 (477 amino acids)
Biological process (GO): outer dynein arm assembly
Cellular component (GO): cytoplasm
Molecular function (GO): protein binding
Source: RefSeq, a predicted model, not a curated record